Molecule: messenger RNA, 1177 nt
Organism: Solea senegalensis (Senegalese sole)
Lineage: Eukaryota; Metazoa; Chordata; Actinopteri; Pleuronectiformes; Soleidae
Gene: stmn1b
Product: stathmin 1b
Exons: 5
Coding region: 123-560 (145 amino acids)
Biological process (GO): regulation of microtubule polymerization or depolymerization; microtubule depolymerization; neuron projection development
Cellular component (GO): cytoplasm; neuron projection
Molecular function (GO): tubulin binding
Source: RefSeq, a predicted model, not a curated record
UGUUGGCGGUCUGUGUGUGUGUGUGUGUGAGUGAGUGAGUGUGUGCGCGCACAGGCAAGGAGCAGCAGGCUGCAGAGUUCGGAAGCACUUGACGCGUUGUUAAAGCAAACAUCUCUGUUCAAAUGGCAAGCUUUGAAGAAAUCCAGGUGAAGGAGCUGAGCAAGCGCACUUCAGGUCAUGCAUUUGAGGUCAUCCUGAGCCCCUCAACCCCAGAUGCCAAGGGGGAAUUUCCACUGUCCCCUCUUAAAAAGAAGGCAACAUCCCUGGAUGAGAUCAAGAAGAAACUGGACGCUGCACAAGAAAGACGCAAGAGCCAUGAGGCUGAGGUGCUGAAGCAGCUGGCGGAGAAACGGGAGCAUGAGAAGGAAGUCAUCCUGAAGGCCAUGGAGGAGAGCUGCAACUUUAGCAAGAUGGCACAAGAGAAACUGAAUCAGAAGCUGGAGGCAAACAAGGAGAAUCGCUCUGCACGGAUGGCAGCUCUCAACGAGAAGUUCAAGGAGAAGGAAAAAAAGAUCGAGGAAGUGAGGAAGAACAAAGAGGCGAUGAAAGGAAGAGAAUGACCUGGACAACCGUCUUUACAUCUCCAAAGAAAAGCUCUAUUUUUUUAACUUACUUUUCCAUGUUAUUCUUUGUUGUAUUAGCUCUGCUUAUGCACUUAGGUUUUGUGUGAACGUGUAGAUGAGUAGAUUUCCCUUUGGCCAAAGUUCUAGUUAGAAAGUUCAUACUUGUGGCUUUGCAAUCAACUUGUUAACUGAUCAUUUGAUCGGGCUGUGCGUUUGAAUAUACUGUGCGAUACCAUGGUUCUACGAAUAAAGUGUUGUGUCCUGGAGAGUUCAAAAGGUGUUCACCCUUUCAAAUGGAUUUUGAAUGAAAUGCUACAUUUGUUGAACAACACAUGAUCAUUGUGUAGGUCAUUCAUCCAUGUGGCUGCUACACAAAUGUGUGCUUCAUAUUAAACUCCAUUGAUUAGGGGCUUAAAUAUCACAUUUCCUGUAUGUUUGAGGACAGCAAAAGAAGUGGAAAUCUGUCUGGAUCACGAAGCUUUAUAAACAAGUAGUGAGGUAAAGCAGUAGGAAAAUGUAAUCAACAUUUGUUUAUGUUUAGUUUCUGGCUGCUUUGAGAAGGCUGUAGUUUUCAUCCAUGACUUUUCACAUAAUAAAGGUUUGUAACAAAGAGA